AAAAAAAAAAGAAAUGAGAAUUACAAUACAAAAAAACUCGGCAAGAAUUGCCAGACAUUGCGCCACAUACAAUUUACCCACCCGUGACUCACACCGAGCGAUAGAUAUGCCUCAUGAGGGCUAAAGUACCGUGUCAUGUCGAACACAAGAUAACGCUCAGUGCGGAUUAUUUCAGUCUUUUUUUUUAUAUAUAUAACAAAAAGAAGAGAAAUAAGAAAGAUCGAAUCUGAAAAUGACGUCGAAAACCACAUACUCGACCUCGUCACCCUACGAAGAGAAAUUCGGCUAUUACCGAGCCGUACGGACAGGGUCCUACAUCUUCGUGGCAGGCACGACAGCCGUGGACCCGAACUCACCGGCGAGCGCGCCACAGGUGCUCUUCCCCGGCGACGCGCGGCGGCAGACUGUGACAGCGCUGCGCGAGUGCAUUGCAGCGAUUGAGGCGGUGGCUCCCGAGGGUGGCCCGGGCGCGGCCAGCGUGGUGCGAGUCAAGAUGUACGUGGGACGCCAUGAAGAUUGUGAGGCGGUUGGCGCGGGGUUCAGAGAGGUAUUGGGCAAGGAUCAGAAUGGCGAGGAUACGAGAGGCACAGGCACAGGCACAGGACUCGGAGCUGUGGCGACCAUGAUUGUUGUGCACGGCGGGUUCGUCCAUCCGGAUAUGCUAGUCGAGGUUGAGGUUGAUGCUGUGCUUCGUACUCCGUAAU
Penicilliopsis zonata CBS 506.65 is the source of this 704-nucleotide messenger RNA. RefSeq lists its product as hypothetical. The record is from RefSeq and is a predicted model, not a curated record. NCBI's taxonomy places the organism in Eukaryota, Fungi, Ascomycota, Eurotiomycetes, Eurotiales, Aspergillaceae. The transcript has a single exon. Bases 233 to 703 code for a protein of 156 amino acids.